UUCACGAGGGGGUUAAAAUUAAAAAAAAUAUUUUCUCACUCUUAAAACCCCCUCAAAAUUCAGCAACAAUGUCCACAUCUUCACCUCGUUACCAGUCAGAUUCAGCAUCGGCCUCUCCACGUCCAGUGUUGAUUGAAGGGGCUAGAACAGUCGCUAGUUUGGUUUCUUCGUCCAACAGAAUUCCUUCUAUUCCCCAACCAGAAUAUCCACAAACAUCCCCUAGAGAACAACAAAAAAGAGAACCGGCCAUAACCACACCCACUAGUAAUGUUAGAAAUAUACAGCAACAACGCCAUCCACCUAAUGCGGAAUUAAAAGCAUUAUUUAGUUUAACAGAGGCAUACAUUGCUGAAAGGAUAGAUAUUGAGCCGACACUCAAACCCUUCCAAAUCGACUACGUUCCCGCGGUCGGGGACGUCGAUCCCUUCAUAAAAGUACCACGCCAAGACGAGAUUCAAGCAAUGGGAGCAGAUUGGUUAUGGACAGGAUUAAUGGCUGUCCAUCCAAACGAAGAUUUACAACUUGGAUUGACCGUAUUGGAUGAGCCAGCAGCUAUUCAAUCAGACCCAGCAAUUGUUGAUUUAAGACUGCAUCAAUUAUCAGGGAAAAGUGGGGCUUCUGUUGAUGCUCCAGUAAAGAAGCUUUCUAGAGCUGACAAAAAUACAAAACAAAUUGACCGUUGGAUUCAAUCAGUUAAGGAAUUGAGACGUACAAAACCUCCAGAUAGGGUACACUAUGGAAAACCUAUGCCUUCUAUAGAAUCGCUCAUGCAAGAAUGGCCACAAAGUGUUGAACAAAAUUUGAAGGGAAUGAAGUUGCUACUCAACGACAAUCUUGACGCUGCCCUAGAAGACUAUGCAGACAUUUGCUUGUCUCUAAUAGACAUUCCAGUACACAAAAAUCGUCUAGAUUCCCUCCAUGUUUUAUUCUCUCUUUACGCCGAAUUUCGAAAUUCCCAACAUUUUAAAAAUUUGGCAUUAGGGGGAAGUCGGCAAGGAUUUAACAAUGGAAACGAUGACGAUUUGGAAAUAACAGAACAAUUAUUAUUAAAUAAUACAUCCUCAACUAUUGACCAUCUUGUAGUUGAUGAGGAAGAAAUUAAAUAA
Meloidogyne enterolobii is the source of this 1106-nucleotide messenger RNA. NCBI's taxonomy places the organism in Eukaryota, Metazoa, Nematoda, Chromadorea, Rhabditida, Meloidogynidae. The record is from the annotation of a GenBank genome assembly.